AUUCUGGUUGCUUAAAAGGAGUCGACUGCGCAUGUUAAUUUCAGCGCCAGAUUUUGUCCGGGCAAUCUGGCCGUGGUUAAGAUCCUAUCAAUUUAAAUCUGAUGUGGCGGUGCUUCAAUUGUCCUUUAGAUUUUGAUUCAAGGCAAAAGUAUGCGGCUCACGCUCAGACAGUGCAUGAGUUUUAUGUUCCUGAAAAUUCACCAAAUUUGCCAUGCGACUACAGUUAUUGCAUCAUUCCAGAGAAUAUAAUUCAAACUGGGAUAGUUCCCGAUUUGAAUGAGAAAAAUGGACGAAAAGAGGUAGUAUUCAUAUCUGCAAACAUCUUGAAAGAUUUAAAAGCUUGUUCAGUUGUGGCUACUAGAUUUCUUGAUACCUUUUCAGUAAAUCUUUCUCCAAAUCGAGGUUCGGGGCAAAUAUCGGACAAUAAUUGUCAAUUUUGCGGUAUGAUUUUCCUUCGCAAUGACAUCGAGCAGCGCAUAAAGCACUUGAGGUUUUGCCUAAAGCGACCUGAUAAGUUUCCUUGUGAAACUUGCGGAAGAGCUUUCAAAAGCAAAAAGAAUCUUAGAUUACAUAAGUUCCGCGGUUUAUGUACAGAAAUGACGUAUGAGUAUGAGCGUAACCAAACAGAUACAGAAACAACAAUUCAAAAAGAUACAGGUAAAACAAAUUCAGUGUUAAAAAGUAAAACUGAAGGAAAAAGUUGUUUCAAGUUUUUGAAACAUCCGGAAAAAUUGCAAACUACUUCAAUGCGAACACCAAAUUUGAAACUGACUGCGGUUCAAAAAGCCAAAAGUCAAACUAUGAAAUUAUCAAAAGCGAAUAUUAAACGAACUAUUGUCAAGUUUAAUUUGCCGGACGAAACUCCGAAAAGGAAGACGAAGAAAGCAGAAAAGAAGGAGAAAUCUAUGACGAAAGUGGGCUCAUCUCCUACCGACUUCCAGUUGCUAUCUUUGCCAGGUUUCAAUGCAUUCCAGUCCGCUCAAUUUUCGUUAAAAGAUUUUCUCGUUGACGAAGACGCUCGAAAGGAAGAUAGUUGGAUGCCUGUCAGACAAUCUAUUGAUCAACGAUUAAUAAAAACCGAAGCGCUUGACUUGGCUCAAUUAGAUAAUCCCGAUAACAAUAAUAACAAUAAGAUACCCAUUCUAGUGACCAAAAAGGGCUUAAGAUGCGCUGAAUGUGGGGCUGACUGCCUAAAUAUUCAAGAUCUCGAGAAGCAUGUUCGUACCGCGAAACAUUCGAAUUUAGAUAACAACAUUGCCGUUGUAUUAAGUCCAGGCACUGAUUCGGGCAAAAAGCAACUCAUCUGUAAAAUAUGUUCGUCAGUUUUUGCGGUUAGUAAAAUGUUCAGCGCCAAGUUCCACGCUUUUCUGCAUGUUUACCCGGAAGCCGUAAGACAAAUGUACAGUCAACAGACAUUCAAGUGUCCUCGGAGGAAAUGUACACUAGUGUUUGAUAAUGCACGUGACUUGGAGCAGCACGACAAGAGGGAACACUGGGAUGUUGCCAACGUAAAGAAGUUGAGGUGUCAGUAUCCGAAUUGUACCGCCGUGUUCACAACGCACCCAGGACUGAAGGACCACGAGAGUGAUUUCCACAAAGAAAUGGUUCCACUAGUAGGUUCAUUGAAACGGGAUUUUGGGGACAAAGAAACUGCACUUGCAUGCAAAAAACAGCGGCUGAAUGGUGGGUUCUAUUUGGCUAGUAAUGCAGCCAAUUGUUGUAACGCCUUCGCUGCCUUCAAGGAGUCGGAAGACGUCUGCAUUCUCCACGACGAACUGUGUCUGCGAGACAGAGCCUGUCUUCUUUGCAAAGAGGUGCUUCCAACCAAAACGGAACUAACUGGACACUAUCGAGAAACGCACAGAAGCAAUUCUGGCAAUGGUUACAAAUGCGUGUUGUGCUCACACAAUUCUCUCACUUACGUCGCUUUCUCGAAACACGUGCGAACCAUACAUCAGUGCUUCUUCGUCGCCGAUAUGCCAGAGUAUGGAAUAACCCAGAUUGUGAAGUCUGACCUCCAGAACCCGAACCAGAAGAGAUUCAAUUGUGAGAACUGUAAAAUGGCUUUCGGUGACUUCUCGAGAAUCAGGCUUCACAAGAUUGUAGCAGACAACCAUACAUGUAAAAUCUGUUCGAAACGGUGUUGCAGCGUCCUGGACAAAGCGAAGCACUAUAAACAGAAUCACCCUAGUGAGUUUCCCAAGUUGAAGGGCACGCAACCUAUAUAUCUCUGUAAGGCAUGUAAAAAGUCAUACAAGAGUCUGAAAAAGUACCAGUGUCAUUUUGCCUUACAUUAUACCAACAUGAAUACUUGUUGCUACUGUAGCGAACUGUUGCAUAAUGACGAAGAGCUGGACUCUCAUAUUCAAGAAGAACAUAUCGCAAACUUAGAUAGUCAGAAGCAAUCAUCGCUUAAAUGCCUUCAGCUAGAAUGUGAGCUUCAAACAAGUUCACUAAUAGACUUGAAAAUCCACAUGUAUCAGAAGCAUUUCAAAACAGACCCGGUGUUUGUCUGCAAAAAUUUGCUUUGUUUAAAGGUGCUGAGGUCUGAAAAACAGUAUACGGCACAUAUGAGCUCGUGUAGCUCAAUGUGUAAUCAAUCCAGUUCUCCGCUCAUACCUGUUUCUUCAAAGGAGAAACCAGCAGCUAUUGAAAGGAACUUCGAGACGUCGGAAGUGCCAGCUCGUCAAAUUACUAAAGCUCCAGAAUUAAUCUGUCUGGACUAAUCUUUCCUUAGUCUCUUCCAUGAGUUAUUUAAUACCCUUAGAUUAAGAUUUUUAGGUUUAGUAGAAAUGAAGUUGAACGAGCAGAUGAUGUAAUUCAAGGCGCAGAAAACCCGUGAAGGGUUUCAGUUUUUUUAAUUUAUUUUGAACUUUAAUCCAAAUACAGAGUGCGAUAAUCCAGUUCUUUUAUGUAAAUUCAAUAAACACUUUCUGACAUUUGCUUGGGAUUAAGUGAAAAAAUGCGUUUUCUUUCAAAUGAUUCGGCAAAAUUAUUGAAUGAUAUCUGUAGUUUUUUCAAUUUUUCCACUAGCUCAAGUUUUUCCAGUUAAACUUGAAUGUUUUGUUAAUUUUUUACUGAUAAAGCUUUCUAAAACAAGCUUUGACCUAAUUUCGAUUUUAAACCCGUACAUUUGUGCAGUAAUUCCACAAAAUUGUAACCAGUUCUUUACACGCUUUAUAUUUAAAUUUAUUAAUUGAAGCAAGUUUAUACCUAUAUUUUGGCAAAAUCCGUGAGCUGAAAAAUGACUCGAUUUGUAAUCAAUCCAAACGCAGUUCUCUGCUCAAACUUGUUUCCCGAAAAGAGAAACCAGCA
Molecule: messenger RNA, 3315 nt
Organism: Symsagittifera roscoffensis
Lineage: Eukaryota; Metazoa; Xenacoelomorpha; Acoela; Convolutidae
Product: zinc finger and BTB domain-containing protein 41-like
Exons: 3
Coding region: 102-2726 (874 amino acids)
Biological process (GO): positive regulation of transcription by RNA polymerase II
Cellular component (GO): nucleus
Source: RefSeq, a predicted model, not a curated record